CUAACUAUGGCGUAAAGUCUUGCUACUGAAUGAGCCUGAAUUCUUUCGAUGAAUAUUAAGGCUGUUGAUGUACAGUAUGAGCAGGGUAUCAUCGUGGAAGGGGGAAGCUGUGCUGUAGCUGGCGUAUUACAACGGAAAAACAACCUGGACUUGCUAGGGUUACGGGUGAAAUACCUCAACCCUCACACACCAGUCGGCUUCAAAGUCUGGAUUAUUGCGCAACACGACCACUUUCUGCAGUGGCUUUAGCAUUUGAAGGGAUCACUAUACACUGCUGUGGUUGUUUAAGCCGCCUCCGCCGAAGCCGCAGGGGAAGAAGGGA
This is a messenger RNA of Fusarium redolens, 322 nucleotides long. RefSeq lists its product as uncharacterized. Bases 49 to 249 code for a protein of 66 amino acids. The record is from RefSeq and is a predicted model, not a curated record. The transcript has a single exon. Lineage: Eukaryota; Fungi; Ascomycota; Sordariomycetes; Hypocreales; Nectriaceae.